Molecule: messenger RNA, 1521 nt
Organism: Notodromas monacha
Lineage: Eukaryota; Metazoa; Arthropoda; Ostracoda; Podocopida; Cyprididae
Source: the annotation of a GenBank genome assembly
AUGGAAGUGUGGCCGAAGGCUUUACAGUCACCCAAAGACGCUGACGACGAUGAUGGCGCGAGGAAAGGAGGCAAUCACUCAGAAUACCUGAAGAAAAAAUUCAGGAAAAUGUGUUGCCCGCCUGCUCACCGAACAGCGGAAGUUUUCACAGCCAUACUCGUCAUUGGGCUGCUGUGGUGUGGACUGCAUGCAAUCACGUAUUCCAGCAAAUAUAUGCUUCCCGGUGGCCCAGGUUUCGCCUUGUUCGCGCUCUUCAAAUUCUGCCUCGUCGGUGGCUCUCUCGUCGAACUUCUGAAUCUGCCUGGACUCCUCGGGAUGCUUUUGGUUGGCAUCAUGCUUAAGAAUCUUCCCGGCGUCACGACUGCGCAAGAGUUGGAUCCGGUGCUGAGCUCAAAACUCCGUUUAACAGCUCUCCUGGUUCUUCUGACGCGUGCAGGAUUGGGACUUGACGCAGAUGCUUUGAAGCGCCUGAGUUUGGUUGUGCUUCGUCUGGUAUCCAUUCCAUGCGCUGUGGAGGCCAUUGUGAUAGCUGUCACGUCCAGAUUUUUCAUGAAUCUUCCCUGGGGUUACUCUUUCAUGCUCGGCUUUGUAAUCGCUGCGGUGACGCCGGCCGUUGUGCUCCCGUGUAUGCUCAGUGUACAAGAACGUGGUCUCGGUGUGGAUGAAGGCAUACCGACGCUAGUGAUCGCGAGUUCGUCAGUGGAAGAUGUUCUAGUAAUCAGUGCCUUCGGGGUUUUGUACGGGAUUACGUACUCGGAAGGUGGACUCCUCAGGCAGGUUGUUCAAGGUCCUUGUGAAGCGCUCGUUGGCGCUGUUUGGGGCGUGAUUUUCGGUGUUGUGCUGUGGUUCAUUCCGGCGAAAGAUUCUUCGUGUGUGGUGAUGCUUCGAUGCUUGUUGUUGGUGUUAGCGGGAUGUGCAGCGUUAUUUGGUGGACCAGUGAUUGGAGCCGAAGGCUUCGGUACUUUCGCAGCAUUGGUUUGUGCGUUUGUCGCGGGAUGUGGUUGGAAGGAGGACUGGAUCAAGCUCGGCCACGACCCCGUUUCCAAGUUUUUCUCUGAAGUUUGGUAUGUGUUCCAACCGCUCUUGUUCGGGCUCAUCGGUACUGAGGUGGACAUGAAGCAGAUGGAUUGGGGUACGAUCAACACGGGGCUUGCCGUGAUCGCCUGCGGUUUAGUGUGUCGAUUCUUCACGACAUUCUUGGUGGUGAAAGGAGUCGGUUUGAACACUAGAGAGCGAGCGUUUAUAGCGAUUGCCUGGUUGCCAAAGGCCACUGUUCAAGCUGCCCUCGCACCGGUUGUUCUAGAUCACGGAAAAUAUCACAACUUGUCUCCUGAGACGAUUCAUCACGGAUCUGAAAUUUUAACAGUGGCCGUGCUUUCCAUUUUGUUGACUGCGCCGUUGGGUGCAGCAGCAAUAAUGCUUUCGGCCCCGAAGUUGUUGAAAUCGAAUCAGGGAGAGCCGGAUGUUGUCUUUGAUCCGGAUCCUCCAGUGAAUGAAGGACAGCGUCGAACCGCUGUUUGA